AUGAAGUGGGUCGUCGAAUCGUCUCCGGCGGCUGUCACCCGGCGGAGCGGAAAAACGGCGACUUUGCGGCUCUCCGGCAGCUGUCACUCGACGGAGAGGGGCUGGAUGGAGGUGAGGCGCGUGUUAGGGAGCUUCAUCCUCAGGUCCGCGCAGCAAGAGGAGGCUCUUCAUCGCAUCUGGUACGCUCUCAGGAGGUGGCGACUGGUCUUCCGGCGGAUCGUCCUCUUCCCGACGACGGCUUGUUCGUCGAUCAAUCGGAGAUGAUUUACUCGAUGGAUUGCGAUCCUUUUAUCGCGAAUCGUUCAGAAAUUUUAGUAGCAAUGCUCCGCGAAUCGCGUUGACGAGAUUUUCGCCGAUGAUCCAGCGAUUCUGGUUGCUUAAUCCUUCACCGGCGAUCUGCAGGAAAGUCGUGAUAAUCAGUUAAAAAUAUAUGAAUUUUGACUUUGGGAGGAUUCGAACCCGCGGCGGUCGCCCGCCCCUGAACAAGGUGUGACGCGGGUUUAGUCCCACAUCGGUUGUGCGCGGAUUAUUUGGGCGAAUAUAUAGUAAAGUUAGCUUUCUAGGCAAAGUCCUCUCGCGUGUACGACCACUCCUUGCCCCACAGCCGGCUGACCACCGGUGACAUGGAAGGGGAGUGGUGCACACGUGCCCCUAUCGAUCCAAGCAAGCCGCUCGAGCCCCUGCUCGCGGCUACUCCCCGACUGCGCUUCCGACCCGCUUGCGGGCCCGGCUGGCCGGCGGGUCUCCCCAUUUUGCAAUAUUUUUAUUUUUAUUUCUUGUUCUUCGUUUAUCUCAAAACUAAGACUGUAAAAAUCGUAUAAAAUCACAUAAUUACCCAAAAAUUCACGUUAAUCAACUGAAAACCACUUUUCAUGCUUUAACACAAAUAUAAGUCUAUUUAUCAUGAGUUAAGGCUAAAACUAUAUUAUUUACUAAUUAUUAACUCAUGAUAAUGAAGACUUAUCAGUAGACGCCACCACACUACCCAUUUGUCGACAGUGCUAGGUGCCACUUAGGGUAUGAGCACUCUUGGAUGGUCUAUCUCGAGAUCAUAAGGACUUCCUUGUGGUCAACGGAUGUCUGUUCUUUAGGAAUAGAUUGUGCGUUCCAUGCACAUCCCUCUGUGACUUUCUCACUUGGGAAUGUCAUGCAAGAGGUCUAUCCAGCCAUUUUGGUUGCAAUAAGGCCAUUGCAGCAGUCGAGCACCAGUUCUACUGGCCGACCCUCAAGCACGAUGUAGGGAACAUUGUCACUUAGUGUCGAGUGUGCGCACUCGCCAAACAUGUAAAGAAGAAUACUGAACUCUACACACCACUUUUAGUGCCGACCCACCCAUGGGACGACAUCAGCAUGGACUUCAUUUUGAGACCCCUAUGCACUGCACGACGACAUGACUCGAUCAUGGUGGUCGUCGAUAGGUUUUCAAAGAUGACACAUUUUGUGUCAUGUUUGAAAACCUCCGACGCCUCCAAGGUUGCUAGCCUCUACUUUAGAGAGAUUGUGCACCUUCAUAGACUACCCAAGUCCAUAAUCUCAAACUAUGAUGUACGGUUUACUAGCCACUUCUGGAGGACUCUCUAGAGCUUACAUGGGACAAAGCUCAAGUUCUCCACUGCUUACCACUCACAAACUGAUGACUAGACCAAGGUCAUCAAUCGUAGCUUAGGAAAUCUACUUCGGUCAUUAGUCAGUGAGAGCUUGACCACUUGGGAUCUGAUCAUACCAUGCGCCGAGUUUAUCUAUAACUCCUCGACCAACCGUACCACUGGCAUGAGCCCCUUUGAGAUUGCACACGGCUUAGCACCCUACAAGCCCCUAGAUCUAGUACCCCUAGACCCUCAUGUUAGAGUUUUCGAGGAUGGUGUCACAUUCGCCCAACAUGUUAGUUAGUUGCAUCAGGACAUCUAUGAUAGGAUAUAGAGUCAGAAUAUAUUGUACAAGCAGGCUGCCGAUAUAUAUCAUUGACCUUGGAUCUUCUAGGUGGGAGACCAGGUUAUGGUGAGGAUGAGGCCCGAGUGUUAUGCUCCUAGCUCUGCUACAAAGCUUCACGCUCGUAGUGCUGGCCUAUUUCAUGUUCUUUCUCAGAUAGGCAAGAACGCCUAUGUCAUUGACAUCCCUCCUUCAUGAGGGAUUAGGUCCACAUUCAACAUGGUGAAUUUGGCGUUGCACCAAGCCCCACCUCUUUCAUCUGACGUCGAGCCCUCAUCUAUCGGCCCCUUCUCUGAGAGAGAGUUUGCCAUGGAGUCCACUCCCCCCAUUUUACCACUUGAUUGGCAUGAGCAAGUCGAGGAGAUUCUUUAAGAGGUAAUUGACUUUAUAAGGGACGAAGUUUCGCGAGGAUUACUAUUACGUUGGUAGGGUUGCUCGUUGGAGGACAAUGCUUGGAUUUUAGAGGCAGACUUGGAGCAACUACAACUAGACCUACUAGAGCUCCUGUCUUCCCCACUUGCCAACUUGUCAAAGUCGAGUUCUUUUGACCCUAGGAGGAUUGAUGGCAAGUGGGACCUAUCUCCAUCAGCUUAGGAGACACUAGCAAUCCAAGUUCAACCCGAUCGAUGCAUGAAGAUAAAGGAGCCUAGCUUUCACUACACGACCUAGUCCUUUGGGAUGACGACAUUUCACCUCUGCGAUGACGACGAGCUCGAGCUCACCUGUAUCUUUCUUUGUACUUUCACAUUGACUUGUUGGGCCUUACAUUUGUGUGUUAGUGGGCCCAAUUCUAUGUUUGUGUUGUUGUUUGUGUCUCACUUUCUUUAGGAUUUUGUUGGGUCUCUCUUUUGAGGCCCAAUUAAAAUCCUAAGGGGGGAGGACCUAUGUGUCUUUCCUUUGGGGCUUAUUUGAGUCUUCAUUUGAGGCCCACUUAAGCACCAUAAGAGGGCCCUCCUCUUUCUCCUUUUAGGGGAGCUUAUUGGGUCUCUCUUUAAGAAGCCCAAUAAACCCCUUUGUAGCCUUUUGUGACUAAUGGGCUUGAGGGCCUCAAGUGGGCCCACCUCCCCUUAGCCCACUUGUGGGCGCCAUAUAAGGGGAGGUAGGACCCCCCCUCAAGAGAGUGCCAUAUUUUUGAGAGAAAUUAUCAUUUUGUGAGUACCUUCUAUGUGAUCCAAGAUAGGGAGGGAAGGAGGAAGAGGAAAGCUGUUGAUACCUCCUUUGAGGACUUCUUUCCUCUGUGACAUUGCUGCUCGAGAAGUCCUGCUGCCACUUGAGACCACUGCCGCAGUCGGCCAUCUCAUUGCCACCUGGGAGCUCGCCGCCAUCACUAGAUGAAAUGGUCCCAAUUGCUGCUGCAGUUGCUGCCACCUCUACUGAAACCCCCUCAUGCUGUCGUGACAAAAGGGGCUUGCUUCUCCUUGCUACGAGCCGUCGUUGAGCACUUUGCCGGAGUCUCUCAACUCUUGGUUCAUCUGCCACCUCUUCCUCUAGAACUCCACCAUAAACUUGCCAGAGCCACUAACGUGACUUAGUCGUUGUAUAUUAAAUCACACAAAUAUAAAUUUAUAAAACUAGAAAAUAUGAAUUUUUAGAUAUUUAGAAGUAUUUCUAAAUAAAUAUAUCAAUUAUAAUUCAAUAAAAAUUCCAAAAAUAGCGAAAAUUUUCUAGGUCAAUCAGAGGGAUGUAAUAUAAUAUCUGGUAAUUAUUCAGAAUUUUUCUCAAUGAAUACGAUUUUCUAUGAAUUGUAUACUAGGAAAUAAAAAGGAAAUAUAUUUAAAAUUCAUGAAAAAGGGAAAUAAGGGCGCAGACGUCAGGAUGAUGUUAGCACCUAGCGAGCGCGAAUUGGGCAGAAACAAAGUUUCACCUGGUGAUUCUUACGUAAGCGAUUAUAGAUGAUUUAAUUGAUCAAAUUAAGAUAUGUAAAAGUCGGAAGAAUCGUAAUAGAACAAAGUAUAUUUUGGUAAAUUAAAAAUAUAAAAAUUAUCACUAAAUGAAGCGUAAAGUAAAUUGAAAGCAGGAAAAUAGAGUUCUGGAGUCACGACGGUGAUGCGUUGGUGAUGCACUAGAAUCCUAAGUGUUCGAGAGGAUUAUUGUACAGUGUCCACGGCCUCGAAGGCUCUCCUUGGACAAAGACGACGUGGGCAAUCUCUAGAUCUUCUUGCAAAGUCUAGAAAUCAAUGAAGUGGGUUGUCGAAUCGUCUCCAGUGGCUAUCACCCGGCAGAGUGGAAAAAUGGCGACUUUGCAGCUCUGCGGCGGCUAUCACCCGACGGAGAGGAGCUGGAUGGAGGUGGGGCACAUGUCAAGGAGCUUCAUUCUCAGGUCCGCACAGUAAAAGGAGGCUCUUCAUUGCAUCCAAUAUGCUCUCAAGAGGUGGCGACUUAUCUCCCAGCAGAUCGUCCUCUUCAUCGAUCAAUCGGAGAUGAUUUACUCAAUGGAUUCACAAUCCUUUUACUGUAAAUCGUUCAGCAAUUUUAGUAGCAAUGCUCCACGAAUCGCAUUGAUAAGAUUUUUGCUGAUGAUCCAGCAAUUCUCGUUGCUUAAUCUUUCACUGGUGAUAUGCAGGAAAGUCGUGAUAAUCAGAUAAAAAUAUAUGAAUUUUGACUCUAGGAGGAUUUGAACCCACGCUAGUCACCCACCUAUGAGGAAGGUGUGACGCAGGUUUAGUCACACAUCGAUUGUGCGCCGAUUUUUUGGGCAAAUAUAUAAUAAUGUUAGCUUUGUAAGCAAAGUCCCUUCUCUCAUGUGUACGACCACUCCUUGCCCUACAGCCGGCUGGCCACCAAUGAUGUGGAAGGGGAGUGGCACACACGUGCCCCUAUUGGUCCAAGCUAAGCCGCUCGAGCCCUUACUCGCGGCUACUCCCCAACUGCACUUCCGACCUACUUGCGGGCCCGGCUAGCUGGCGGGUCCCCUAUUUUGCAAUAUUUUUAUUUUUAUUUCUUAUUUUUCAUUUAUCUCAAAAGUAAGACUAUAAAAAUUGUAUAAAAUCACAUAAUUACCCAAAAAUUCACGUUAAUCAACUGAAAACCACAAAUCAUUCAUUAACACAAAUAUAAGUCUAUUUGUCAUGAGUUAAGGCUAAAACUAUAUUAUUUACUAAUUAUUAACUCAUGAUAAUGAAGACUUAUCAGCCACCCUCCGCCGCUUCGCCUAGUCGCUGGCCGUUUGUCGACAAACGCCUACCUACCACUAACAUCGAGAGAGACCCUGCAGCCAUGCUAAUGAGCCAAAACCAGUCCCAGCUCCUCGCAAGCCCCACUGGAGUUUCCUGACACUCCGCCGCCGUCGCGCUAUUUUUGGCGCCGCUCCUUGGUAUUGUCAGCCAAAUCGUCUCCACUUUGCUCUGUUUCCCGGCGCCACCAAAGAGGCCGAUCCUUUCGGCAAUGGUUGGGCUUUUGCCCCAACCACCGACACUCGGCCUUUCUGCCGAAGCACCGCUGACGUGACUCAGUCGUUGUAUGUUAAAUCACGCAAAUAUAAAAUUUAUAAAACUAGAAAACACGAAUUUUCGGAUAUUUAGAAGUAUUUCAAAAGAAAUAUAUCAAUUAUAAUUCAAUAAAAAUCCCAAAAAUAGUGGUAAUUUUCCAGGUCGAUCACAGGGAUGUAAUAUAAUAUCUGGUAAUUAUUCAGAAUUUUUCUCAAUGAAUACGAUUUUCUUACGAAUUUUAUACUAGGAAAUAAAAAAGGAAAUAUAUUUAAAAUUCACAAAAAAAAAGGAAAUAAGGGUGCGGGCGUCAGGAUGACGUCAGCGCCCGGCGAACGCGAAUCAGGCAGAAACAGAGUUCCGCCCGGCGAUUCUUACGUAAGCGAUUACAGAUGACUUAAUUAAUCAAAUUAAUAUCUGUAAGAGCCGGAAGAAUCUUAAUUUAACGAAGUAAGUUUGGUAAAUUAAAAUCACAAAAAGUAUCACUAAAUAAAGCAUAAAUUAAAUUGAAAGCAGGAAAAUAGAGUUCCGGCGUCGCGACGGCGAUGCGUCGGCGAUGCACCGGAAUCUUGAGCGUUCGGGAGGAUCGUCGUGCAGUGUCCACGGCCUCGAAGGCUCUCCUUGGACAAAGACGAUGUGGGCAAUCUCUAGAUCUUCUCGCGAAGUCUAGAGAUCAAUGAAGUGGGUCGUCGAAUCGUCUCCGGCAGCUGUCACCCGGCGGAGCGGAAAAACGGCGACUUUGCGGCUCUCUGGCGGCUGUCACCCGUCGGAGAGGAGCUGGAUGGAGGUGGGGCGCGUGUUAGGGAGCUUCAUCCUCAGGUCCGCGCAGCAAGAGGAGGCUCUUCAUCGCAUCUUGUACGCUCUCAGGAGGUGGCGACUGGUCUCCCGGCGGAUCGUCCUCUUCCCGACGACGGCUUUUUCGUCGAUCAAUCGGAGAUGAUUUACUCGAUGGAUUCGCGAUCCUUUUAACGCGAAUCGUUCAGCAAUUUUAGUAGCAAUGCUCUGCGAAUCGCGUUGACGAGAUUUUCGCCGAUGAUCCAGCGAUUCUCGUUGCUUAAUCCUUCACCGGCGAUCUGCAGGAAAGUCGCGAUAAUCAAAUAAAAAUAUAUGAAUUUUGACUCUAGGAGGAUUUGAACCCGUGCCGGUCGCCCCCGCCUCUUUUGAGGAAGGUGUGGGUUUAGUCCCACAUCGGUUGUACGCCGAGUUUUCGGGCGAAUAUAUAGUAAUGUUAGCUUUGUGAGCAAAGUCCCUUCUCUCGCGUGUACGACCACUCCUUGCCCCACAGCUGGCUGGCCACCGGUGACGUGGGAGGGGAGUGGCGUACGCGUGCCUGUCGGGUCCCUAAGCCAAGCCGCUCGAGUCCCUGCUCGCGGCUUACUCCCUGACUGUGCUUCCGACCCGCUUGAGGGCUUGGCUGGCCGGCGGGUCCCCCCAUUUUUGCAAUAUUUUAUUUUUAUUUCUUGUUCUUCAUUUAUCUCAAAAGUAAGACUGUAAAAAUCGUAUAAAAUCACAUAAUUACCCAAAAAUUCACGUUAAUCAAUUGAAAACCAAAAAUCAUUCUUUAACACAAAUAUAAGUCUAUUUAUCAUGAGUUAAGGCUAAAACUAUAUUAUUUACUAAUUAUUAACUCAUGA
Molecule: messenger RNA, 6988 nt
Organism: Spirodela intermedia
Lineage: Eukaryota; Viridiplantae; Streptophyta; Magnoliopsida; Alismatales; Araceae
Source: the annotation of a GenBank genome assembly